AGCCCCUGCAGCCGGCUCGGCCUCUCCCCCGGGCGGCCGGCGCGCGGCGAGGAUGCCCCCGAAGAAGGGGAAGAAGGCUCGACUUUUGUGCCUGCGCCGCCUCCUCUGUGCCUCGACCCUCCCUGCGGGCCUGAGCCUCGGCUGCCGGGUGUGGUGGGUCGGGCACGCGCAGCGGCUCGCCGAGGGCGCCCUGGUGCGCCCCGGGGCCGGGGGCGUGCUGGCGGCCGUGGCCGACCUGGUGGUGUCCGAGACCGAGGAGGGCGAGCCGAGCUACUCCCUGGAGGCCGUCCAGGUCGAGUUCGAGGGUCAUCCUCGGAGGAGGGCGAGUCUCGGAGGAGUGCAAGAUACCGAUGCCGCUGCUCGGCCUGGAGGGCUCGUCGCCAGGGCUUGAUUCGCUUCGAAAGCCUGGUCAGAGCGCACCUCUGGAGCAGUCCGUGGAGCAGCGGUAUCGGCACCUGUUUCGAUCCCCCACAGUCGAGGCAACGGCGGUUGGCCUUCGGCGGGCCCCCUCGUCGCCACUGCCUGGACACCAGCUCGGAGGAUUGGGUGCGCCUGGACCCCGGUGAGGGCUCCGGCGACGGAUCUUGAGCCGCCGCCGUCUCGACUCGCCCUGCUCCGACCUCGAAGAAGGAAGCACGGCAUCAGCAUAAACUCUCGCAGGGCCGUGCCGACGUCUCGGACCGGCGCUGGACCCCUCCCCUGGCGGCGCCUCCAGCGCCGCCCCUGGCGCGCUCCGCUCGCCGGGGAGGGGGGUCCAGCGCCGAUCCGCGCGGGCCUCCGAGAACGUCCGUAUGUUUGUGCCGCCGCUUCUUCUUCCGCAUCCGGGGCCGCAGACUGUGCCCAUCAAGGACGGGGUGCCGAUCGACGCCAGGCCGCCCCCCCCCUCGGCGAUCUGGAGCCUGGCGCCGGCCGUGCGGAGGAGGCGGGUGCCAGUGCCCGCCCUCUUCGAGCCCCUCGCCCCGGCCGCGGCGCGCACGCGCGGGCGGAGCGAGUCUCCAGCGGUCGCCCUGGUGGCGAGCAUGAAGACGAGCACCGCCACGAGCUUCACGAGCAAGGCGGCGACGACGCGUUCCCUGUCGCCCGCGCAGCAGCUGGUGGAGGCGUCGCGGUCCAGCAGCCCCUUCAUCGACGGCCUCUGGAUCCUGGACGCGCACCCGUGCAGGACGGACAAGGUGAGGCACCUGCUGUCCCCCGCGCUGGCCGCCUUCCUGGAGGACCCCGCGUUCCAGUACUCCUGCACCAGCCUCGGGGGGCACGCGGCGCCGGGGCGCGUCGACUGGCGGGCGAUCUACCCCUGGGUCGUGGACGUGCUCGGGGCGGCCAACUCGCAGGCCUGCCUGGAGCCCGAGCUCGAGAUCGGUGACGACUCCUACGCGUCGAUCGUGAAGCGGUUCGACAAGACGACGGGCAGCUGGAUGUGCAACGCUCCGCUCAGCGAGAACAUACUCCCCUUCGCGCAGUUCGUCGUCGCGGUGCUGUACCUGGAGGCGCAGGAGGAGGCCAGGAAGCGGACGGAGAGAGAGCAGCAGAUCAGGGAGCUGCUGCAGUCCGAGUGCGCUCAGGAGGGGAACCCGGGGGACCCUGGACUGGCGCUCCUGUGGGACACCGACGACGUGCUGGAGCUGCGGGUGGUCCUGCCGGACGGCCUGGGAGAGGUCAGCACAUCUGGCGGGUGCGUCGAUUGCGGCGAGGGCACCGAUCUGGCAGAGGAGUCGUGCGGCGUGGACCCCCUGCAGCCGGUGAAGAGCAUCCUGUGGGCGGACUUCGACCCCCAGGCGACGGGCCCCGACGCGGCGAGGAGCGCGCCUCCCGGGCAGUACCAGGUGCAGGUCGUCCUGGCCGAGCGGCGGUCGGGGAAGCCGUGCCACUGGGCAUGCCAGGUAUCCGUAGACGGUAAGCUUUCAGUGUUCGGCGGCACUUGGGGCAACACGGACAUGCAGGAUGUCGCUGCGUUUUCGAAAUCGGAGCCAGCUUCUGGCUAGGCCGUGGCGGCAUGGCAUCGUCGUACAGAGGUCGGAAAGAUCGUCUGCCUUCCUAUGUGUUUUGCUUCUAAUGAUAUACACACACACACACACAUAGGUGCUCCGCUCUUUCGCGAGCGUGCUAAUGGGCACAGCUCGUUCUGCCUAUGCCCAGGCGUCCUCUCGGGUGCACCGCUUUUUUGUGUCCGUCUGCCGUGCCGUCUGCCCCGACGCCCGCGCUGGGCCAGAGGAGUCCUUGUUUCUCCUCUGCGUUGGGUUCCGCUCCGGGCGUUUCCCCCCGUGCGAGGAGCUCCGCGUGCGCGUCUUUUCCCUGCGCAGCCUGCCCGCCUGUCUUCGCCA
Prorocentrum cordatum is the source of this 2321-nucleotide messenger RNA. The record is from the annotation of a GenBank genome assembly. Lineage: Eukaryota; Dinophyceae; Prorocentrales; Prorocentraceae.